CACGCAAGAUGACUGUGUGGCGAGAUCUCGACGGAUGCUUUGUGUGAAGCUGCCACUUGCUGCGCUCUCGCCAUCUUGACAAAUUACACACUCGCAUCUCAUUCAGGGCGGGAGGUACCUCGAUGGAUGAUAAUAGCGGGAUCUUUCUUCACUUCCCUCGUUUUCUGAGUCGUUUUUCUUCAUCACAUCUCUUCAUUUUGAUACAAGUCACACUGUUUUGCUGGAUGCAAAUUUCCUUCAAUUUGCUGGGUAACGUUGAGCUCAAGUGUUUGUUGUAGUGUAGAGGAGUUUCGCAGCGUUGGUGCACGUUGACGUUUCUUCAGUGCGUGAAGCAGAGCAACGAAUAUAUGAAGCCGCAGCCGUUCGUGAUGACACAAGCCAUACUCCAACCAUCUGACAAGCUGGAAACGGAAGCAGUUGAAGUCUCGCCGCCCGGUCAUGACAAUGCGCAAGAAGGGGCUGCGAAAACGGACCUGAAACGGGACAGCAGCAUUAGUGAGCGUGCAACACUAGGGUUACCCAAGCACUUAGAAGACUUGAUACUUGCCCGUCUGUCCAUUUCGGAGUUAUCCAGAGUUCUCUGCGUCUGCAAGCGAUGGAAUUCACUCAUCACGCACCCUCCCUUCCUAACCCUUCGGCAAGUGAUCCAAGGCCCACACGAGGCAACGUUUUUUCCUGUAGUUUUCUGGAAUGAUGGGAAACCAAAACUGCGAAUCUCUCGUUCUGGGAGCAAGCUCGAAUCUAACGAAGACUUGGAGCCCAUUUAUCCUACAUCCACAUCGGCCAGUGCUAAUUCUGGGCACGACCAUGAACGUGCGACAUGGUCAUGGCUGGGGUACGACUCUUCAAGGCGAAAGUGGCAGGCUAUGAAGCCCUUCAUCACUCCAAUUCAUGUUAAAAACGUAAUCACAAGCUCCAAGGGCCUCUUAUGCUUACGGGGAGAGAAUUCUUUGCUGGUUCUCAACCCCAUGACUGGAUCGCAAAGAGAGCUCCCUCUGAAAGAGAACGUCGUUCAGCUGGUGGUCGAUGCAGAGUCGAAUUCCUUCCAACUCAUCUGUGCAGCGUCACGCAAAAGGACCAAGGUAUACGACUCACAGACUGGAGUAUGGACCAAGAGAGGCAGGCCAUUACCGAACCUGGCCUUGGCAAAUCACAUUGGAGCGUACUGCGAUGACGUGCUCUACUGCGUUGCCAGGGAGGAGAGGAGCGGCAUGUGGGGCGUGACAAGUUAUGAUGUGAAGGAUACAAGAGCAUGGGGCAACAUCAUCUUCUUCCCAUUGCAGACCUGCGAGACAUGCUUGAAGGCCAAGGUGAUCCAGUUCGGAGGCGAAAUUUUUGCUCUUGUAGAAAAGGAGAAUGACGAGGAUGACAUUGGCCCUAGGAUGAAGAGUCUCUCCUUGUGGAAGCUGGAGAGGACAUCGCUGAAAUGGCGGUCUGCAGGGAUAAUGCCCACCCAUUCACGCCAACACCUAGUGAAUCUGGACGACUUCGACUGCGUGGCGUUGAACGACCGAAUCUGUGUUCUGAACAAGAGCACUUUCAAGGCUGUGCUUUGUUUCAUCUCCGAUGGUGUUGUUAAAUCAUGGGAGCAGUUUCCUCUUGAUUCUUCGAUGUUAACAUUCCUCUCCGAUACCGACAAACCUUUCGUUGAACGCUCUAUUGUCCAGUUUGCGUUUGAACCCAACUUGUUGAUGUCACUUUAGACGAUGGUUUUACGUAGCAAAAUCAUUCUUUCCGUCACAAAGUUGAAGAUUAGUGUGAGGCGAUUUAGAUUGUGGGCAUUAGUUAUCUGAGAUGGUACAUGUGAAUUUAGAAGAAGGAUCACCACUCCUUCCUGUUUUCUAGAUUUAUGGCUGCUGAUUAAUGCCAUAGCUGUUGGCGCGCCUGUUGCGUGACAAAGAGUUCAUACUUCUGUAUAAAUCACUAUCUCUCGACUCACAACAGAUAUUCUGCUUCUGAA
Physcomitrium patens is the source of this 1960-nucleotide messenger RNA. RefSeq names its product F-box/kelch-repeat protein At5g15710. Lineage: Eukaryota; Viridiplantae; Streptophyta; Bryopsida; Funariales; Funariaceae. Gene Ontology annotation, molecular function: protein binding. The record is from RefSeq and is a predicted model, not a curated record.